Cylicocyclus nassatus is the source of this 1173-nucleotide messenger RNA. The record is from the annotation of a GenBank genome assembly. Lineage: Eukaryota; Metazoa; Nematoda; Chromadorea; Rhabditida; Strongylidae.
AUGCCGACUACUGUCUACAUACAAAUGUACAUCGAAGGAAUGUCUUCAUUUCGAGCACAGAGCAUGGAUUUUCAAGUGGAUAUCUACUUCCAAGAAAAAUGGGUUGAUAGACGGUUAGCGCACAAUAAUACAAAGCGAAUUUUGGUAAAGGAUCCACACCUAUUUAAACUGAUCUGGCAUCCAGAUAUUUAUUUCGCAAAUGCUCGCACUGCAGCCUUUCACGACGUGACUCAGCCAAACUUCCUCUUGUGGGUCUACCCAAAUGACGCGUACGAUAGCGACGAGAUUGUGGUGAAAUGGAACGGACCGAAUCCGGUUGAUGUGAAUCCAGAGAUUCGGAUGCCUGACAUGCGAUUGCGUUACAUUCUUCCUUCAUUACGGAAUGAUACUUACGCGACAGGUAUCUGGUCCUGCGCUUUGGCAGAAUUCCAUGUUGAUCGUGAAAUUAUGCACCACAUCAUACAAUCCUAUCUCCCAACCUCGCUCAUCGUUGUAAUCUCGUGGUUCUCAUUUUGGCUUGAUGUCGAAGCAGUUCCAGGACGGGUCUCUCUAUCAAUAACAACCCUGCUGACUUUAGCAACACAAAGCAGCGCAGCAAGGAUGGCACUGCCGCAGGCUUCUUACGUAAAGGCCAUAGACGUGUGGAUGGGUGCGUGCAUGACAUUCGUUUUCUCGGCCAUGAUAGAAUUUACUGUAGUGAACUAUUGCACUCGUCGAAAAUCGCGAAAACGCCCAAAACCGACGCCGAGUCUGUCGGAGCAAGUGCAAAAUUUGAUCGCGCAGUACAAGGAGAAGAAAGCUGGAUCAAAUACUUCUGUGUAUGAGUUGAUGAGAAGCAUUCAACACACUACUGUUGGAUACGUAACUCAGCAACUCCAGUACCAGAACGGCACUUGCUACGAAGUAACGCUGUGCGAUGAAAGUGCUCAAGAAAACUUCGCGAAAAAACAAAUUCGAGAGAUGAACCAACCGCCGACACUACAGAGACAAAAUUUCUUGACGGGGAGAAAACGGAAGGCGAUGGAAGAGAGGAUGAAUCGAGUGGAAGAAAACCGCAAAUAUGCUCAAUCGAUUGAUCGACGUAGCCGCUUCUAUUUUCCCAUUGCAUUUGUAAUAUUCAACAUCUGCUACUGGGUCUAUUACCUCAAAUUCGCGAAAGAUACAAUUGGAUAG